AUGCCUACUACAGACGACGACCCGAGUUCCACUGAUGCUCGCAGCAGAUAUCAGGACCAAGAGAACGAAAAGACCGCCGCCGCCGCCGGCGGGCUCAGCAUCAAGCCAGAUGUCUCCCCUCUCAACACGGCAGAACCGGCCGCAGCGCCCGACGAACUCCCGGGGUGGAAGGUCUUGGUCAUCUGGUCGGCCAUCGCCCUCGGCGUCCUCUGCACGUUCCUGGACGAAGGCAUCAUCGCCACGGCCAUCCCGCGGAUCACGGACGACUUUGGCUCCCUGACGGACGUCGGUUGGUACGGCUCGGCCUACCAGAUGACCCUCUGCGCGUUCCAGCUCGUCUUCGGCCGCCUGUACAACCAGUUCUCCAUCAAGACCGUCUUCCUCGCCUCGCUCGCCGUCUUCGAGCUCGGCUCCCUCGUCUGCGCCGUCAGCCCGAGCUCGACGGCCUUCGUCGCCGGCCGCGCCGUCGCGGGGCUCGGUGCCUCGGGCCUGCAGAGCGGCUGCAUGGUCCUCAUCUCGGCGACGCUGCCGGCGAAGCAGCUGCCCAUGUACGUCGGCGCCAUCGGCAUGGUCUACGGCGUCGCCGCCGUCCUCGGGCCCGUCGUCGGCGGCGUCAUCACCAACAGCCGCCUCACGUGGCGAUGGUGCUUCUACAUCAACCUCCCCAUCGCCGUGCCGCCGGCGGUCGCGACGCUGUUCCUGGUCAAAUCCCCCCCGCCAACGGACGAGCAGCGGCGGCCCUGGCUGGAGAAGAUUCGGGGGCUGGACUACCUCGGCAUGGUCCUCCUGCUGCCCGGCAUCACCUCGCUUCUCCUUGCGCUCCAGUUCGGCGGCGCCCUGUUCGCCUGGGACGACAGGCGGACGAUCGCGUGCUUCGUCGUGUCCGGGGUCCUCGUCGUCGGGUUCGUGGCCGAGCAGUGGUGGAUGGGAGAAAAGGCGCUGGUGCCUCCGCGCCUGGCCACGAUGCGAGUGGUGGCCUUCGGGGCACUGUUCGGGUUUUGCCUAGACGGCGCCUUCUUCACCCUCGUCUACUAUGUGCCUCUCUGGUUCCAGGCCAUCCAGGGAGCAACGCCCGAGCAAUCCGGCGUGAGAUACCUGGCCCUCUGCCUUGCCUUCAUCUUCACCAUCUUCCUCAGCGGGUGGGGCGUCACCAAGACCGGAUACUACCAGCCCUUCAUGCUGGCAGGGACGGUCCUCCUGUCGAUCGGUGCCGGACUGCUCUCGACGCUCAAGGUCGCCUCCGGCGCGGACCGCUGGAUCCCGUUCCAGGUCAUCGCGGGCCUCGGCAUCGGGGCCUCGACGCAGCAGGCCGCCGUCGCCGUCCAGAGCAGCCUGGGCGAGGCCGAUGUCGCCAUCGGCGUGGCGGUCGUCUUGUUUUUCCAAUGUUUGGGGCCGACGACCGCCAUCACCGUGGCCCAGGCCGUCUUUGCCAGCGUCCUCACGUCCGGCAUCGCGUCCAAGGUUCCGGGGGUCGAUCCCCAGGCCGUCAGAGCAUCGGGAGCGACAGGGCUCAAGGACCUGGUGCCAGCCGAACAGUUUGGGAAUCUCGUGCAGGUCUACAACCACGCCAUCACGAGGACGUACCUGGUCGCUGCGGCUCUGGCUGCUGCCAGCCUCGUUGGCGUCGUGGGGGUAGGGUUGAAGAAGAUUGAGAGUGAGAGUGAUGCCGAGAAGUCGGAUGUUGAGAGCCGAUGA
Messenger RNA from Colletotrichum destructivum, 1695 nucleotides. RefSeq names its product Putative major facilitator superfamily, MFS transporter superfamily. The record is from RefSeq and is a predicted model, not a curated record. Gene Ontology annotation, biological process: transmembrane transport. Gene Ontology annotation, molecular function: transmembrane transporter activity. Gene Ontology annotation, cellular component: plasma membrane. NCBI's taxonomy places the organism in Eukaryota, Fungi, Ascomycota, Sordariomycetes, Glomerellales, Glomerellaceae. Bases 1 to 1695 code for a protein of 564 amino acids. The transcript has 4 exons.